Messenger RNA from Lucilia cuprina (Australian sheep blowfly), 1350 nucleotides. RefSeq names its product centrosomal protein of 135 kDa. The transcript is spliced from 3 exons. The coding region runs from base 24 to 1250 and encodes 408 amino acids. Lineage: Eukaryota; Metazoa; Arthropoda; Insecta; Diptera; Calliphoridae. The record is from RefSeq and is a predicted model, not a curated record.
AAAGAAAUCAAAAAUAUUAAAAAAUGGCAGAACUUUUAUCAAAAGAAAAACAAUUUUUAAAAUUAAAUGAACAAUUAAAUAAAAUGGCCAUAACAACAACAACAACAAACGGUGGUGUUGCUGGACUAGAAGGAGCCAAACCUGAAGGUCGGUUUUUAACAUUUCAAAAAUCUAAGGGACCUAGUACUCUACUAAAAAAACAAGGUGCUGGAGAUGGUAUAACAGAUAUUGUCGAUUUAAGCAAUAACAUAACAGCUGGAGGUGAAACCUAUAGGUCUUCUAAAAGACAUAAUAAUGAAACUUCCCCAACCGAAGAUACGGGCACCACGCCACAAUAUCGUCUCAAAUCCUAUAGGUGUAAUGAGACAAGUCGUUCACAAACCUAUAAUCGUGCUAGCCAGAGUCGUGUUCUACCGCCUAAUGGCAAUUCUACAUUUACUGUUAAAUAUCGUAAUCCCAAAUUUUUAGAAAGUCCGUCUUUAGAGGUUUUAGUCAAAGAAGAAAGCUCUACGUUGAAAUGUCAAAAGGAAGCAUCACGCAUUGGUAGUCUUAAUUCGGUGGCUAUUGAGGAUGGUGUUUCUACCGGAAGACGUUCUCAGAGCAGCAAUCAUACAGUAGCCUCUAAGAAGAAUAUUAGCUCGGAGGGAUUGAUCAAAUUCCUCAAAUCUAAAAUCGUAAUUCUCGAAGAAGAUCACGAACGUAUAUCCCAUGAAAUGGCCAAACAAAAGAAUUUACUAGACAAAACAUUAGAUCACACAAAAACCAUAGAACAGCAGAGAGAUCAAGCCAAUGCCAAAAACAUCUCACUAACAGAGCAGUUGGCAAAAACUGAAAAACAACUGGAAGAAACUAAUCGGCGUUUAAAGGAACGCAGCCUAGAACAAAGUGCUCAACAUAGAGAACUGGAAACGGCAAAACGUGAAUUAAAACUUUUAACACAAACUAAUAGCAACCUGGAGAAGAGACUCUUUCGAGCCAAUGAGGAAUUGGAAAAUACACGUAAAACAUUAGGCAUAAUGAAAAAUGCCGAACGAGAACAAAAGGAAGCGAUGAGAACUGAAACCGAAACGAAAGAUAAACAGAUAAAGGGCUUGAAAAAACAAAGAGCAGAUUUAUUAAAUGCCUAUAAAAAGCAAUUGUUUUUAAUUGAUAAUCUAAAAAGACAAAACAUAUGUCUGGAACAAGCGAAAAUGUUGGAUUUUAGCGAAAAAGAAUUCUGCAAAAUUCUAGAUUGGAAUGUCAAGAAAUAGAAUAAAAGAAAUGUAUUUUUAGAAAAAAACAAACUUUAAGCGUUGAAAUAUAAAAAAUGUUGUUUAUGUCUGAGAAGUGGCCUUGUAAUAAAAAUAAUAA